CCGAAAAAUCGCGAUAAAUCACUGAAAAAUCACCGAAAAAUCUCUGAAAAAUCGCAGAAAAAUAACCCAAAAAUCACCAAAAACUUACCGAAAAAUCGUGAAAAAUCACUAAAAAAUCUCGCAAAAAUUACAGAUAAAUCACCGACAAAUCCGCUUUCCCCCGCCGGUGCCGCGCCCGCCGCCGCCAUGGCGCCGGCGCGCGGCCGCGGUGGCAGGAUCCCCCCGUGCGUCCCCAAGCGCCGCUUCCCGCCCGGCUACUCCGACUCGCUGCUCUUCCUGUGCGCGCGCCGCCUGGUGGCCCGGCCACCGCUGCCGCCGCCGCCCGCCCACCUCUACCCCGUCCUCUUCCAAGCCGCCUUCUUGGACGGGCGGCCGCGGGUCCUCGGCGACCUGGUGAGCUCCUGGCCCUUCCCGGCGCUGCACCUGCGGCGCCUGCUGGGCCGCCAGGAGCUGCUGAGGGACCAGCCCUGCAAGCUCUGCCUCCAGGCCCUCGUCCUGGCCCUGGUGGCCACGCUGCGCCGGCAGCUGGAGGAGCCCGGCCGCCGCCCCAGCUCCUGCCGCCUCCGCGUGCUGGACAUGACGGGAGUCCCGGACGAUCCCUCGGGCCGCAUUCCGGACGGGAUGGACGCGCCCUGGUCGGGCACGGUGGCUUUGGCCAAGGCUUGCCUGGAGCUCUCCAAGCACCAGCGGGAAUUCCAACGCCGCGGAUCCAAGCGGCACAAAGAAUCGGCCGUCGGGAUCCGCUGCCUGGCCGGGCAGCUGGGAAUGCUGCCCGGCCUCCGCGAGCUCAACCUGGGAUCCUCCCGCCUCUCCGGGAACCUGCGCCAGAUCCUCGGCGAGCUCCGCGCUCCGUUGGAAAGCUUGGAAUUGGCCUUCUGCUCGCUGCUCCCCGCCGACCUCGCCUUCCUGUCCCGCAGCCGCCACGCGCCGGCCCUCAAGCGCCUGGACCUGAGCGGCCACGACUUCUCGCGGGCGCUGCUGGAGCCGCUGCGGCUGCUCCUGGAGGAGACCUCGGCCUCGCUGCUGCACCUGGAGCUGACGGAAUGCCGCCUGGCCGACGCGCAGCUGGCCGCGCUGCUGCCGGCGCUGCGCCGCUGCCGCCGCCUGCGCUUCCUGGGCCUCCACGGCAACGCCCUGUCCACGGCCGCGCUGCGGGAGCUGCUCCUGCGCACGCUGGAGCUGCCGGAUCUCCGCCUCGUCGUUUAUCCCUUCCCGGCCGACUGCUACAAGCCGGAAGCGCCGCGCCGCGUGCCGGGCUCCCGGCGCGUCUACGAGGAGCCCAUGGACGGUCACCGCUUGGCGGCCGCCGCCGCCGAGAUCUCCCGAACGUUGGCCGAUUCCGGCCGGGCCGACCUCGUGUGGACUUACAACCCCUACGGCCACGCGGCUCUGGACUACUUCUCCUUGUGAGGCGGGAAGAACCUCGGAAGCGACGGC
Molecule: messenger RNA, 1437 nt
Organism: Lonchura striata (white-rumped munia)
Lineage: Eukaryota; Metazoa; Chordata; Aves; Passeriformes; Estrildidae
Source: RefSeq, a predicted model, not a curated record